CGAAAUCCGGCACGAAUCGGGUCCAGGCUGGGAUGGCCCAGGCAUGCGUGACUUACGGAUCCAUGUUGGGUCGUGGUACAUAAAAGAAAGAGAAACCCGGAAGGAAUCGGGUCCGGGCUGGGAUGGCCCAGGGAAGCGUGAAUUGCGCACUCAU
This is a messenger RNA of Ilex paraguariensis (yerba mate), 154 nucleotides long. NCBI's taxonomy places the organism in Eukaryota, Viridiplantae, Streptophyta, Magnoliopsida, Aquifoliales, Aquifoliaceae. The record is from the annotation of a GenBank genome assembly.